CACAGUUUUCUAAACAGCCAUCAUUGUUGAAGUAUCAUUGUUGGAGUAUAUUUUACCGGAGAAUAAAAAUAUUUGAUUAUUUUAUAUUUUUUACAAAAUAAAAACUAUAGUUUUAUAUUUGACGACUUUAAGAAUAAGCGAAUGCAGAAAUCUUAGUACUUAUUGAGUAAGCAAUCAUGAAAAAUAUUACUAAUGUCAAAAUAAGACGUACCUAAGGCAUGUGAAACGAAUGAUUUUCAAUCAAUUCGAAGUUUUCCUAGACGUCGUGCACCUUUACCGAGAAUGGCUGAUUUAAGAGAUCGAAUUGAAAGCUCACCUGAUCAUGAUGAAGAAGAUAGUUUAGAUGAAGAUGAGGAUGAUACUGUGGAAGAAGGUGAUGAUGAUAUUGAUGCAUCUAUAUGUACAAGCAAUCACAACAUAAGAGAUUUUGAAUAUGAGCUAGAAAAAAAGUAUCAUAAACCGAGAGAAUACUCUAUGCAUGCAGAAGAUCAUAAAAAAAAAAUUGAAAAGCAAAAAUCCGAAACUAAACAAGUCAAACGCACAGAGAGACAUAUAUUUUGUGGGGUUGCUUUCUUGAUUUCUGUUCUCGUUGCGUUAUUCUUUACAAGUACUCAUUCAAUAGCAGACAGCUCAAAAAAUGAAACCGAACUUUAUCAAUCAAAGAUAAAUCUUAUAAAAGAGUUAGAAAAAAAUAUUGAUUCUAUCAGUCAGACAUUUAAAAAACAGUCUCCGGAAAUCUGGGUUGAUUUUAUCGCAGGAAUAGCUGAAGUUGUAAAAUACCAAGAUAGACCGGCAAUAUUUAUUUUAUUUGCUAAUCAGGAUGAUACGAUGCUGUGUCUUGCAAAAAUGGUUGCUAAUGCUAGCAAGGCUGCUCUAGGUUCCGAUAACAAUCUCUGGCUUUCAGCUUCUGAUAUAGGCAGUGACUACGGCAUGGUUAUUAAUAAAUUUAAAAAUAAAAUUGAAGAACAAAAAGUUGUGAUAGUAGAUAAUUUAUUGAAUAUUGAUUCAAAAGCAAUGCUAGCAUUUCAUCACUUAUGUGAUAAAGAGAAUCCUUUAGUUAAAAAAGCAGUUUAUAUUAUCACGAUGGUUGCUGAAGGAUAUUCAACAGAACAAAAACCAAUCCAAUUUGUGGAAACUCAAUUGAGACAUAAAAUGAAAGAUGCUAUUAAUGAAGACAAAUUACAGCCACUGAUUACGAGGAUAACUGAUGGACCAAUUAUACCUAUUCUACCGGAACCAGAUUUCCGUAGUUGUCCCCUUCGUUAUUAAAGUCCAUAAAAAUUGGUAAUAUUAAUAUUUUAAUAUUUAUAGUAAAUAUUGAGAAUAUCUGUAUUCUAAAUAAUUCUAAGAAAGCAAUGUUUAUAAUACUUUCAAUUGUUAUUUAUAAAAUAAUGUAUAUUACUCAUUUUAUAAUACUGAAUUUUAAUAGUAUAGAGAGAAGAAAUUAAUGUUGUGACAAAUGUCGAAAUUAUUCAAUUUUAUUUAUUCUUUAGAU
Messenger RNA from Chelonus insularis, 1495 nucleotides. RefSeq names its product Torsin interacting protein (gene TORIP). The coding region runs from base 283 to 1269 and encodes 328 amino acids. The record is from RefSeq and is a predicted model, not a curated record. Gene Ontology annotation, biological process: membrane organization. NCBI's taxonomy places the organism in Eukaryota, Metazoa, Arthropoda, Insecta, Hymenoptera, Braconidae. The transcript has 3 exons. Gene Ontology annotation, molecular function: ATPase activator activity. Gene Ontology annotation, cellular component: membrane.